CCGUCCUCUCUGCCCCAGAGACAUCCUGAUCACCAGCCUGGACUCGGCCACCACCUUCGACGAGCUCUGUGAGGAGGUGAGGGAGAUGUGCCGUCUGCACCAGGACCACCCGCUCACCCUCAAGUGGGUGGACAGUGAAGGUGACCCCUGCACUGUGUCCUCCCAGAUGGAGCUGGAGGAGGCCUUCCGCCUGUCCUGUCAGCACAGGGACGAAGGUCUCAUCAUUCACGUUUUCCCCAGCAUCCCCGAGGAGCCAGGCAUGCCCUGUCCGGGAGAAGACAAAUCCAUCUACCGCCGCGGAGCCAGAAGAUGGAGGAAGCUGUACCGCGCCAACGGCCACCUCUUCCAAGCCAAGCGCUUUAACAGGAGAGCGUACUGCGGCCAGUGCAGCGAAAGGAUAUGGGGGCUCGCGAGGCAGGGCUACAGGUGCAUCAGCUGCAGACUGCUGGUCCAUAAGCGCUGCCACGCGCUCGUCCCGCUGCCCUGCAGAAGGCAUAUGGUGAGUGUGGCGGGGCAGGCAGGGUGGGGCAGGGCGGGGCCGUCCACACCAGCCUGGUGCCGUGGUCCCCCUCUGUCCUGUGGGGACCUGACACCGUCCCUGCCACCCACCAGACCAGGGGACGGGAUGGACCCCUCUUCCCCAGCCCUGUGA
Messenger RNA from Vicugna pacos (alpaca), 652 nucleotides. The record is from RefSeq and is a predicted model, not a curated record. Lineage: Eukaryota; Metazoa; Chordata; Mammalia; Artiodactyla; Camelidae.